This is a messenger RNA of Porites evermanni, 1122 nucleotides long. Lineage: Eukaryota; Metazoa; Cnidaria; Anthozoa; Scleractinia; Poritidae. The record is from the annotation of a GenBank genome assembly.
AUAAAAAUUAUUAAAUCAUCAUUUCAUCAUUCAAUUCCCUCCACAGACAACUCCAGUUCGACACAGGAUGGUGACCUGACCAUGACUGACUUGCAAAGGACGGCGAUCACGACUCUGUAUUCCAUAACAAUACUGGUAGCUUUAACAGGAAAUAUAUUUAUUAUUUUCAUCGUGUCAAAGAGGCCCGAAACAAGAUCACUAACGGGUUUCCUAUUUGUCAAUAUGGCUGCAGCCGAUCUUCUGGUAACAUUGCUUGUCAUGCCAAUAUCCGUUACAAUCCCUUAUACUAAAAUGAAAUGGCUGUCGGGAGUUAUGGGAGAAAUCACGUGCAAAGUCGUAUUCUACAGCUUUUUCGUGUCCAUAUCAGCAUCCAUUUCUAGUCUGACAUUCUUGGCAGUGCAUCGCUAUUCUGGAGUAGUCUUACCUUUUCAUCGUUUUCCCCGACUUCGAAACGUGAAAUUUGUGAUUGCAGUGAUCUGGUUGGUGUCAAUAAUUCUAAUGAUCCCAGCUGCAAUUGUGUACAAGAUUUACGAAGGUAACGGAGAAGUGCAAUGUACACCGGCCCCCGGUUUUGAAGAUCUGUUUGGACAUUUUCAAGAGGGUGUGACCUUCUUUUAUACAUAUCUGUUUCUUCUGAUCUACUUCAUUCCACUUCUUCUCAUUUCACUGCUUUAUGGCCUGGUUUCGCGAAAAUUGUGGCACUCAAAGAUGCAAUAUAGGUUAUCAAGUGGCCAGGAUAUAGCAAAACGCCGCGAGGCGUCAAAGAAGAUAGUGCGCACACUCGUUAUAGUCACCGCUGCCUUCGCAGCCUGCUGGCUCCCAGCACAGGCCUACCAUCUUAUUUGGGCGUUUAACCUUAACCUUCAUUUUUCUCUGCCUCAGUAUGUGAUGUACGUUUGUCUAUGGUUUGGCCACGCCAACAGUGCAUUAAAUCCAUGGCUUUAUAUGUUAUUGACUGAUAAAUUCCGUACGGCCCUUCGUGACGUAGUGCGCGGAAGAUAUUGUGGUUAUCAAAGCAAGUGUAAAUCUUAUACGGUUAGAGAGAAUAUCGCAAUGAGGCGACUUAUCCCAAAAUUUCAUAAUAAUGAACAACAAAACGUCAAUGAGUUAGAACCAGGAUAG